CGAAACUUAAGGAGGAAAAGUUAAUCUCACGUGAAUCAACAUGAAAUCGCCGGCUUCAGCCUCAUGGAAAGCCCCUCUGAAGUUCAGGAUGCCGGCAGCGGAGAAUUUAGUACCCAUUAGGCUGGAUAUCGAAGUCGAUGGUCAGCGGUAUAAAGACGCUUUCACUUGGAACCCUUAUGAUCCCGAUUCAGAGGUGGUGAUGUUUGCAAAAAGGACUGUAAAAGACUUGAAGCUUGCCCCUGGUUUCCUUCCUCAAAUCGUUCAGUUCAUUCAGUCACAGCUUGCCACCUUUCGAUCAUAUGCAGGCCAAGACAUGUAUGUUGGGGACAAGAUUGUUCCAAUUAAGCUUGAUCUUCGAGUCGAUCAUACGGUUAUUCGGGAUCAGUUUUUAUGGGACUUGAACAACUUUGAUAGUGACCCUGAAGAAUUUGCUAGAACUCUUUGCAAAGAUGUAGGCAUUGAAGACCCUGAAGUUGGGCCAGCAAUUGCCUUAGCAAUCAGAGAGCAACUUUAUGAGAUUGCGAUUCAAAAUGUUACUUCAGCAAGAGAGAACAGAAUAAACAAAAAGGGUCGUCGAGCAGCUGAACAUUUCCCUAUCAGUAAACCUAGUGGUGCUGCAUUGGACUUGAUGAAGUUAUUCAGAUCAAGUGUUGUUCGGAAAAGAAAGGAGUGGGAUUAUUAUAAACCCGUUCUCGACCUUCUAUCUAAUGAAGACGUAGAUGCUCUUGAAGCCAAAGAAGAGAGGAGUGGUUGAUAGAUAAACGUAGUAUGUAUAAAUGAUUAACUAUCAACAUUUGUAUUUUGUUGCUUGGUCUUCGUGAUUCAACCUGCUUUGUAUAAAAUUUGGUUGAAUUCUUCCACAAUUUCAUC
Molecule: messenger RNA, 870 nt
Organism: Hibiscus syriacus
Lineage: Eukaryota; Viridiplantae; Streptophyta; Magnoliopsida; Malvales; Malvaceae
Product: chromatin structure-remodeling complex protein BSH-like
Exons: 10
Coding region: 41-754 (237 amino acids)
Biological process (GO): regulation of transcription by RNA polymerase II; chromatin remodeling
Cellular component (GO): nuclear chromosome; nucleus
Molecular function (GO): transcription coregulator activity
Source: RefSeq, a predicted model, not a curated record